Molecule: messenger RNA, 1210 nt
Organism: Chara braunii
Lineage: Eukaryota; Viridiplantae; Streptophyta; Charophyceae; Charales; Characeae
Source: the annotation of a GenBank genome assembly
AUGCGACAAGAAAUGCAAAUGGACGUGGCACACGACACUCGUGACCACGAACGUCUAUCAGUCGUGACUGAUGCAGCAGCUCUUUCAUGCGACGGUCACCGCCGGCCUUACGUUCAUGCUCCUCGACAACUUUUGUGUUGGUUUAGGGAUGUGCUUGGUGCACAAACCCACAUUCUACAAGUUUAUGCGCACAGAACCGGGGGGGGUGGAGGGGUGGAAUGCCGAGGUCGUACGACAGGGCAUAAACUAUUGCGAGCUUGCCAUUGACACUGUGAUGCACCGUGGUGAGCCAGUGACAUUGAUGGUUGAUGGUCGAUAUGACUCUGUCACAGGUGCGCAACAUUGCACUGUCACCUCGAUGGAGUACGAGACUCGACUUGUUGUAGGUGUUCACACUCUCCGUCCGAAGAUUGAAGGCAAGGCAUCGAAUGCGCUUGAGGUGCCAGCCGUCGUGCAACUUUUGCGAGGGCUGAUGGAGAAGGGGUUGAAGAUCCGGUGCAUUGUCUCGGAUGAUUGUGCCACACUGGGACCGCACACUAACAUCACGCCGUAUUACGUCGAGUUUCAGCACACAUCGGCGGUGGAGACUUUUCAUGGCACCAUCAUCAUCUAUGCGAAGAAGUCGGUGCAUUUCGAGAAGUCUUACUGUGCACGUUUGUCGAUCGCAGUGAUUCGGUGGAACAGUCACUGCUGGCGUGACCCGGUCGGGUAUGUUGCUCGCAUAGCUGCGGGCACUUCCAUAAGUGCGAGACCAGGCUUCCGUCGACACUACGGUCACGAGGCGAUCGACUGUUGGGAGAACAGAUUGGCGGCGUCCGUGUUCGGUUCGGCUCAUGUUUUAGAUUGGGCUCGAGAGCUUCUGCGACAGGAGGUUUGUCCUUAUGGAGCCGGAUCAUUGCCGCGUGAUUUGUUCGUCAACGGUGGGGGCGACCCAGUGGAAGUCGUUGAUGAUGAUGCCUCCGGUUCCGACCAUGAGGCGGUGGGGGAGAACCGUGUUUUCAUCAUCGGUCACGUGGAGGACGAUGCGGUGCCUGUAUGCGAUGAUUGGGUCCAGACGUCGAGCUCCGAAUCUGAGGGUGACGAUAGAGAGUUGUUCAACGUUUGACUGGUUGAAUGGCUUUAUCGUUGACCUGACAUUGGUCUGGUGAUUCGAAAUUCAUUGAGCAUGGCGUUGUUCACACACAUCUCAUGGUGUCUUGUUUGUUACGCU